This is a messenger RNA of Photinus pyralis (common eastern firefly), 3243 nucleotides long. RefSeq names its product WD repeat-containing protein on Y chromosome (gene WDY). The coding region runs from base 50 to 3193 and encodes 1047 amino acids. The transcript has 6 exons. Gene Ontology annotation, molecular function: calcium ion binding; protein binding. Lineage: Eukaryota; Metazoa; Arthropoda; Insecta; Coleoptera; Lampyridae. The record is from RefSeq and is a predicted model, not a curated record.
UGGCAACCAAUAUAUAACAUAUUGAUUAAUUUACCUGUUGCUUGUCAAAAUGUCGACAUCUACGUCACGUAGACGAAAAGAUGAAAAAUCUCAGACGAGCGCCUACAAAGGAAGUCAAGCACCGAGCCUUCACGAACAGUUAAGUGAAGAUCAUAUAAAACAACUUUAUAGCGCGUUUCAUGCGUCGCACCAGGUGAGCAUGGAACAACUUGCUACACUUUUAAAAGACAUUGCCAGUAUUGAGUAUAGCGAAAACGAGUUCGAUUUACUUUUUCGUCGCAUUAACACAACAAGAAAUGGACUAGUGACUUGGGACGAGUUUAUCUCGCAUUUAAUUUUGGGUUUUCAAGAAAAGGAAAUCAGUGCGGAAUUUCAGUCAUUAGACUCUCCAAUAUCGAAAGAACCAAGAGUUAUAAGAAGUAACCACAGGCACCCCAUAAAUCGCAUAACGUUUUUCCCCACCAUUAAGAACGGUACAGACUACGACUUUUUAGACGGAAAUUAUUUGACAUGCAGCAAGGAUGGUGUUAUCAACUACUGGUCGUUGGAUCUGAAAUUGGACAGAACGGUUCAAUCGAGUAGUCCCGAAUUGAAGGUGCAAACCACGUGGGUGCUCGACUUAGUUUGCCUCCCCGAUGUAUCGGUUGUUUGUACGUCCAGUUCCGAGCGAGACUUGCGUUUUUAUGAUACAUCUGCCCGUAAAUUUGAGCUGCGAGUUAUGUUUUCCACCCUCAACGAAGCGGUGGUGAGCAUGCAUUACGAGUUUAACACUAGGGAGGCGAGUGAAGCGAGCAAGUUAAUCAUGGGCGAUAUGGGUGGAAAUGUUAAAAUUCUGCUAUUUGGUACUGUAGCUCGGGGACCGUUUAAAAGUCAACCCGGUGUACCUCUCCUUAGUGUGCGUUACGAACGUUUGGUUAAAGGGUUAGUACCCGGAUUUCGCUUUGUUGAAUUUCAAAACUUGCACACGAACUGGGUACGUCAAGUGUCCUACUAUAAGAGCUUACAAUGCUUUGUAUCGUGUUCUGCUUGCCCCAAGGCAGCCAUGGUACUCAAAGACAUAACGGAUAACAAAAGUAGUUACGUUUAUAAAAUCGCCAAGGGCGCUUGGUGCUUUACUUUCUGCGAAUCUGCCCAUUUGCUCGUAACGGGCGGAUCGGAUUCUUUGGUACGUUUAUGGAAUCCGUUUGUACCUAACAAACCGAGCGCAAUUUUCUCUGGGCACGACGCCGGCGUGUGCGCUUUAAUCCUUCAAGAGUCUGGCAAGUUUCUUUACUCGAUCUCCAAAGAUAAAUGCAUCAAGGUAUGGGAUGUGACCGCCCAAAGUUGUUUACAAACGUAUAGAACUGUACCAUCCGAGCUGGGUGAAUAUAACGACUUUACUGUACUGUAUAAUCCGGAUAACAGGCAACUGCUUUUGGGAUCUAUUACACUUGUAGUUUUGGAAUUACGGCCAUUGCAAUGCAGCGACCACACAGACGGCACAACUCAUUCUCUAGGUGUAUCGGUGGUUUUGUAUAACGCGUUGUUUAAAGUGGUAUUGACUUGCGGUUUGGAUAGCUUUAUCAUUGUAUGGGAUCCGUGGACGGGGAAAAGAAUACUUGUGGUCAAAGAAGCCCACACUCGUGUAGUGUACGGAGAAACACAUUCAAUUGAAAUAACAGCGGCGACUUUUGAUCCAGGAAAUCAACUCCUUCUAACCGGAGCAAACGACGGUACAUUAAAAGUUUGGAAUUUUAACAGCGGUACGUGCUUGCGUAACAUGUCAAUAGAACCAGGCUGCGAAGUUACUUCGGUGAUUUGGAUUCGAGGAAGGAUAUUGGCGAUCGGAUGGAAUCGUCACGUGACAGAGUUUCUAGACACGGGAGGAACGAUCGAAUCUGCAGGCGGUGGUAAAUCUUGGGAUACUCGCCAUAGCGAAGACGUAUUCUGCGCGUCUGCACGCAUCCCUCAAACUUUAGCAACUGCCACUUUCAACGGCGAACUCAUACUUUGGCGUUUGGAAACUGGACAACCGUACCGAUGUCAUAACGUUGUAAAUCCGACCAAACGUAUAAAAAUUGAGUAUAAACUUAAAAAAGAAGAAAAAACUGCUCACUCGAGCAGAAGCAACAGUACGUUUACAAAGAAAUCGAUCGCCUCUAUAAAGUCGUCACAAACGCAAAAGACUAUCGCAUUAUGUAAUCCUGAACUCAGGGCGCACAAAUUAUCAACGAUACACAUCCCAGAAACAUACAUUCCGUUGAGAGGAUUGGCAGUUCACUCUAUGAUUUUCUUAUCCGAAAGACCCAUGCUGCCAGGUGUAGCGACACUACUCGUAGCUUUAGAAAAUGGCAAUAUCCAAGUUUGGUCUCACCAUCCCGGAGGAAGCUUUAUAACAUCAUUUCAAGCGGUACAUUCGGCCGGUGAUUAUGUUACGUCGAUGGCGACGGACGCACACAAUGAGUAUCUUUUCGUAGGAACAACGGCUGGCUACAUCAAGACAUGGUUAAUGACCGAUUAUUACCCUCCAAAUCUUACAACACGAGCGUGUCUCCCGAAAUAUCGAUUAAUAUUUCCGUUUAUGCUGAAAGACCUAAUAGACGGUAGAGCAAAGAGAGCUGUUAGAGAUCAACCGAAACCAGUGCUUCUCUCAAGCUUUAAGGGACACACAUCUCCAGUUUCUGGACUAACAUACAUUAACGAAGCAGCGAUUGUUGCUAGCUGUAGCACAGAUUUUACUACUCGCUUAUGGACAUUAGGAGGUCGCUAUUUAGGAACUUUGGGAACAUUUAAGCCAUGGAUUCCAAUUACAAUCGACGUACCGCCUGACGAUAACCGUCAGUACAGUAUACCAACAGAUUUGAAAAGGAUGGCUAGUUCAACGUCAUUCAAGGUUUUUACCGGGAGGAAUUAUGAAAAAAACGAGCCGGCGCACGAUGAGAAAGAAGAUAAACCGUUGACAAAUGUCGUUACAAAUAAAGUGGAAAUUUAUGGUAAACGGUUGGAAGAGCCAAUUUUAGGUAACCAUUUCAGAAUACCUCCUCGAACUGUUGGAAGGUACCAGUUUACUCUUGAUGCGUCAUUACCCUAUAUCCCAGUAUACACUCAUUUAAUAAUGCCACCUGAUAAAAAUGUUCCACAUCCACGUACACCUGAAGGUAUUGCCUUAUCUCAAAUCCUCAGACACGAUGAAAAAGACAAACGACCGAAAUAAUAAAAUGGAUUCCAUCCAUCACUUAAAAAGAAAACUAGAAAUUGGAAAAC